AUGGUAAGGUGUGUCGAGGCUGAAGAGGCGAGGGAGGAGGUUGCAAGGAGAGAAGCUGAGGUGGCCAAGGAGGAGGCUGCCAGACAAAGGCCUGCUCGAGUGCAAAGGAAGUCUACGAGCUUCCUUGCUGGAAAGGAGGAGCCUUUGGCCCCAGCUUUGGUGGAGGCCCUGCCACCUGAGAUCCGAGGCGCUACUGAGAGUUUUUAUAAAUUCUGGACGGAUCGGUGGCAGCUGCACGCCUCCUCCUGUGAUGCCACGGACCUGACAAGGGCUCUUGUGAGCCAAAGUGUUAGGACUUUUGGCCUUACACUGGAAUGCAGGGAGGCCCUCACUGACUUCCAGACGAGGACCACCACCUCAGAGAGGAAGACCGCCUCCCUUGCAGAGGAGCUGAAGGCAGCUAGGGCCGAGGCUGAGGUAUGUAGGGCCGAAAAGCUUGAAGAAUCGGCCAAGUUGGAGUCUGCCUUAGCCCAGAUAGAGGCAUUGAAGAGGGAGGUACAUGAGUCCUGGUGUAAGGUUGCCUCCUUGACUAAGAAGGUGGAGGUUUCCAAAGAUCACCAGAAGAUGACAGCCGAAGCCUUGGAGAAGGCUAACAGGGAGCUGGCAGGGGCCCAAGAUUCAUACAAGUAUAUCGAGGGCCAAAUUAAGUGGUACGUCGAUGACGUAACCCAUGCUAGGGAGGAAGCCCAGAAUGCAAGGAAGGAUGUAGUGAAAGACUACAUCGCCAACUUCCACAAUACCGAGGAGUACCAGAGCUUCAACACUUAUUGGAGGAACUUUGCUUAUGCUGAAGUGAUGGAGCAGGCUGAGGAGUUGUAUCCCAAUCAGGAUCUGUCGCAACUCAGGUCGAAGUUUAUGGACAAAGUGCCUCAAACCCCAGCUGAUGAAGUGGUGGGAGAUGAGGUAGCAGAGGCAGAAGAAGCAAUGUCUGAUGCUCAAGUUGCGGAAGUCCCAGCUACUGAAGCACCUCCAUCAUCUCAGGCUUAG
Molecule: messenger RNA, 987 nt
Organism: Olea europaea var. sylvestris
Lineage: Eukaryota; Viridiplantae; Streptophyta; Magnoliopsida; Lamiales; Oleaceae
Exons: 1
Coding region: 1-987 (328 amino acids)
Source: RefSeq, a predicted model, not a curated record